Molecule: messenger RNA, 1017 nt
Organism: Closterium sp. NIES-65
Lineage: Eukaryota; Viridiplantae; Streptophyta; Zygnematophyceae; Desmidiales; Closteriaceae
Source: the annotation of a GenBank genome assembly
AUGCCCGGGGAACUGGUGACGCCACGCGUCCGUCAGGCGGCCGAAGCAGCGCUGGGUGGAGUGCGGGCCCCCGCACUGCUCACGAGCGCGGUUGCUGGUACGGAGGACGUAGGUACAGGGACAAGUACCCCCACCACGCUGACGCGCAGCGUACCACUCACGAAGCCGCUGAGGGGACAGGGUCUCACGACUGCGCUGCUGCUGCUGGCGCGGACCACCACCGGACCCACUCUUCUGCGUAGAGCCACGACCAGCUCAACCGUUGCCGCCGCCGCCUCCGCCACCUCCGCCGCCUCCGCCACCUCCGCUCCCUCCGCCACCGCCGCCGCCUCCUCCGCCUCCACUGCUGCCACCGACACCUCCACCCCCGCCACCACUCCCACCACCACCCCCACCCCCUCCACUGCCUCCACCACCACCUCCACCACCCCCGCCAGCCCCUCCAGCGCCCUUGCCCCCUUUUCCCUUGCCGGUGCGGCGUCUCCCGCUAAGGGCAGACGCCGCGCCGACCGACUCGAAACCAACGAGGUCGGCCGCAGCAGCAGAAGCAACAAAGGGCAAGAGAGGGGAAGGGGAACACCCCUCAAAGACGGGGGGCCGGGGCGCGCCGGUAGGAACAGUAGCGGCUCAACGACAGGGCUGCUGGGCGGCUCAGCUGCUGGGCGGCUCGGCGGCUCGGCUGCUGGGCGGCUCGGCGGCUCGGCGGCUCGGGUGCUGGGCGGCUCGGCGGCAGGGCGGCUCGGCGGUUCAGCUGCUGGGCGGCUCGGCUGCUGGGCGACUCGGCGGCUCGGUUGCUGGGCGUUUCGGCUGCUGGGCGGCUCGGCAGCUCGGUUGCUGGGCGGCUCGGCGGCUCGGUCGCUGGGCGGCUCGGCGGCUCAGCAGGUGGGCGGCUCAGCGGUGAAGGGGCCGGUAGAGGCGGCGAUGGAGCCGCUAGGGGCGGCAGCGAGGGCCGCUAAGGGCGGCGAGGUGGCCGCGAAGGGCGGCGACAGGGCCGCGAGAGGCCGCGAAGGGCGGUAA